Molecule: messenger RNA, 1560 nt
Organism: Aspergillus viridinutans
Lineage: Eukaryota; Fungi; Ascomycota; Eurotiomycetes; Eurotiales; Aspergillaceae
Product: MFS transporter
Exons: 2
Coding region: 1-1560 (519 amino acids)
Biological process (GO): transmembrane transport
Cellular component (GO): membrane
Molecular function (GO): transmembrane transporter activity
Source: RefSeq, a predicted model, not a curated record
AUGGCAGUGAGCGCUGACGAGACCUACCUCCAGUCCAAUGCCGGUCCCAAGUCUUUGAUGUCGCCAGGCGACGCACAACAGGAGGCCGAACGAUCCGAUGUCUACCAGACACCGCCUCAUGGGCUGAAGGAAUGGCUCUUCAUUAUUGUGUUGUGCUCCACGCAACUUUUCGUUCAAGGCUCCUUCGGAUACAUCCUCAUCCCUUUGUAUAUCGUGGGGCACACGUUCGGUCAGGGACCGUCAGAGGUCACGCAGAUGGCCUGGCAUGUGGGCGGUUAUAGCUUGACGGUGGGCACGUUUAUUCUGAUUGCGGGGAAGCUCGGUGAUCUGUAUGGUUCCAAGCGCAUCCUUAUCGUGGGUUGGGCAUGGUUUGGUGUCUUGUCCAUCAUUGGCGGCUGCAGUGCCUUUACGCAUUCACCAGUGUUUUUUGAUACUUCUCGAGCGCUCCAGGGCAUUGGGCCGGCAUUGCUUCUCCCUAAUGCGCUCGCCAUUGCUGGAAGGACCUACCCACCGGGCAAGAAGAAGAAUAUGGUCUUCUCCGCAUUUGCCGUGGCCGCGCCACUGGGGUGCUUUACCGCUGGAGUCAUCGGUUCGGCCUUUGCGGAGUAUGUCUGGUGGCCCUGGGUGAUGUGGACGUACAGCAUCGGAUGCUUCGUUAUUGGUGCGAUUGGACUUUGGGUUAUUCCACCGGACUAUCCGCACCACGGGAAGCGCGCUGGUGCCCAGUUUGACUAUAUCGGGUCUGCUCUGGGCGUUGCAGGCUUACUCUUGCUCAAUAUCUCAUGGAAUCAAGCACCAAUCGACGGCUGGUCCACGCCUUAUGUGUAUGUGCUGUUGAUUGUUGGGUUUCUCGUUCUGGGGCUUUUUCUCCUCCAGGAACGGCGCGCCGUGGAUCCGGUUCUGGACGUAUCCAUAUUUAGUCGACGUGUUGUAGCAGUGCUGGUGACAACCGGCUUAGGAUGGAGCAGUUUCGGUGUUUGGUUCUAUUAUCUGUUCCAGUUUAUCCAGCAUUUCCGACAUGUGUCGCCUUUGGAUUCAGCAGUGCAGUUCGCGCCAGGAGCCAUCUCAGGGAUCCUUGCUGCCCUUGCGACACCCUAUCUAAUGGCUGUCGUCUCUAGCAGCUGGCUAAUGGCAAUUGCUUGUGCUGCGUUUCUUGCUGGAUGUCUCCUGCAGAGUACGGCACCAGUAGAGCAGUCCUACUGGUUGAAUACAUUUUGGUCGUUUGUCAUCAUGGCCUGGGGGAUGGAUAUCUCCUUCCCUGCGUCCACUACUAUCUUGAGUGAUGCAGUGCCUGUCAAGCACCAGGGAGCCUCGGCAUCACUAGUCAACACCGUCAUCAAUUACUCCAUUGCCAUCGGUUUAGGGAUAGCUGGGACUGUGGAGGCCGAAGUAAGUCAUCACGGCGUGGACCAGCUAAGAGGAUACCGUGCUGCUCUGUGGACGUCUGUGGGACUAGCUGCACUUGCAUUUGGUAUCGCUUUGCUGUAUGCCGUCUGUACAUUCCAUGAGCAACGACCCAACAGGGAGAGCACCCAGGAAGGCGACACUCAGCUUGUGUAG